AUGACUAUGAAGCGCUACUACGAUAAGCACCAGAAAGCGAUACACUUCCGUGUUGGAGAUUGGGUAUAUAUCAAGCUUGGAACGGGCUAUGAUAUAGUGGCGAACCGCCAAAACAUCCUAAGAAAGCUUGCCCAGCGAUAUAUCGGACGCUUUCAAAUCAAAGAGCGCAUCGGAAAACUCGCGUACCGUCUUGAUCUGCCCCCACAUUGGGGAAUCCACCCUGUAAUCAGUGUCGCACAUCUUGAAGCGACAAGAUAUAACGUUGAGAGGAUUCUGGCGAAACAAGUCCGCAAGGCACCUGGACGGCUACGCCGGGACGGAGCAGUCAAUUAUCGCACAUACAACCUAGUGCGCUGGGCUAGUCAAUCAGCUAAGGAAGACUGCUGGGUUACAGCAGACGAAGCUGUCGGAGCAGAAGAGCUGAUUCGGGAAUUUGAAGCAUCACAGGCGGAUGAGCUACCCGCGGAUGAAUAG
This is a messenger RNA of Penicillium macrosclerotiorum, 474 nucleotides long. RefSeq lists its product as uncharacterized. The record is from RefSeq and is a predicted model, not a curated record. Bases 1 to 474 code for a protein of 157 amino acids. NCBI's taxonomy places the organism in Eukaryota, Fungi, Ascomycota, Eurotiomycetes, Eurotiales, Aspergillaceae. The transcript has 2 exons.